ACAAGAUUGCUGUGCAGUUGCCUCCAAACAGCGUCCCCUGUCAGUCAUCUAGGGUUAAUACAUAUCAUUGGACUGAACUGAAAAUAUAUCAGAACCUCCCUGAUGUUGUCUUUUAUGUUGCAGGUGUUCUGGCCUGCUUUGGUCAACGAGAUUUGAUCGACACAAUGCCAGAUAGACUGGAUGUACAGACUGGCUCCUGUGUGCAAAUCCCAUGUUCAUUUGAUAUUCCUGACCAAAAUAAGUAUACAUUUAACAGCACAAUACGAACCUCUGGAGUGUGGAUUAAAGAAAACCCAGACUUUGGUGGGCGUCCGGACAAUGUGAUAUUUAACAGUAGUGAGACGGUCAACAGAUAUCAAGGGAAGAUAACUGGAAACAUGUCCCAGAAGAACUGCACCACAGUCUUCUUCAAUGUAACCACCAGUUACACUAAUAAAUACUUCUUCAGGAUUGAGAGUCAACUAUUCCGUGGAACAGAUCCUGAUAAGUAUGUUGAUAUAGUUGUCAGGGAUUUUCCUUCCAGUCCCAUCCUUACUGUCUCAGGUGAUGUGAAGGAAGGUACCCCUGUCAGCUUGAACUGCUCUGCUGUCGCUCCCUGUCCUGAACACCCCCCUGAACUGACAUGGACUCUCCCAACACAGUUCACAACUGAGAACCAACUGCAGGAGAAUCCAGACCAAACCAAAUCAGUUCACUCCACGGUGACCUUCACUCCGUCAUACCUUCAUCAUGAGCAGAACAUCACUUGUACUGCAGUCUACCCAGUAGGGGCAAGCAACAAGACAGCUGAACAUACCAUGAUGCUUCACGUUUCAUUCUCUCCUAAGGACACCUCGGCCUCCAUCAGUCCAGCUGAUCCAGUAUUAGUGGGCAGCUGUGUUAAUCUGACCUGCAGCAGUACAGCCAACCCUCCUGUGACAAACUUCACCUGGUUCCAGAUAUGUGGGGGUAAACCAACACAGGUUGCAUCUGGACAGAGUUACUCCCUCAAUGUGACUGUUGGUGAUGGAGGACUGUACUACUGUGAAGCAAGAAAUAGUCACGGCUGUGGGAAGUCAAGGGAAGUGCAGCUGGCUAUUAAAGGGCAAGAAGAGCCUGUUACCCCAAAGUUUUUUGAGAUUGUAGGAAAAACUUUGGGGUUCAUUUUCCUUUUCAGCCUGAUCGUAUUCUUUGCAUGGAGGAGGAGAACAUCUAGACUCCCCAGUGGGUUUGACAUGACAGACCUUUCACAGGGACAGAACUCCCCGGCUGGGACAGUGUGCUCUAACCAGGCCGGGUCGGUAGAGGGAACCAGGAACCACCACUUAACCUAGAUGGUCUUUAAGCACAAGUCAAUAAAAGAGGUGCUUUUUAAGUAUUUAGUCAAUGGGUAUUAAGUGUUUUUAUGUACAGUAUUGUCAUUGUGUAUUAGUUUUCUAUUAAUACUUUUGUUACAUUUGUAAUUGUGUGCUCUUUGAUUAUCUGUAUAUUUGUGCAAUUUGCUGGAAUGAAAAGUGUUUAACUGUUACUAUAGUGGUGAUACGAUGAUGUAGGCUACUCUUUAUUUUAGACCAUUUAUUUUGAGUGUUGAGUUCACAGAGCAUCUGUUUAAUGGGUUCCAGUAUAGAGGAACUGCUGAGUUCAACUAGCCUACUGAAGGCAGUUUAAGACCAUAUAAAGUCAAUGAUGACUGAGGAGAGAAGACACAGUUAGUUGGAGAGACAGUGGUCUGAUACAAGACAGGAAGUUGGUGAAGUAAGUCUACAUGAUGGCAGAAUGGUGUUAACAUCUACUAGUCACUGUUUCUCUUCAUCUUUUGUGCAGUUACCAGAAUAACAAUGUAAUAUAUUUUCAGUUUAUG
Molecule: messenger RNA, 1840 nt
Organism: Salvelinus sp. IW2-2015
Lineage: Eukaryota; Metazoa; Chordata; Actinopteri; Salmoniformes; Salmonidae
Product: sialic acid-binding Ig-like lectin 13
Source: RefSeq, a predicted model, not a curated record